AUGGCUGAAUCUUUUGAGAAAAAAAGUAUGUUUGUGUCAAAGUAUUCGGCAACACGCCGGCUGCUCCUAAAGACCAAACUGCUGAAAAAGGCAGGGAUAAUGCUGGUGGCUGAGUUUGCGGACAAGAAACGUGAAAGAGAGAGUGCUCUGAAUGAGAGAGCCCCACCCCUCAAACUGUCUGGCCUGUCUGUGCAGGAGCUACAGGACCUUUGUAAAGACCUACACAAAAAGAUUGAUAUCGUAGAUGAGGCACGAUAUGACAUGGAAAUCAAAGUGGGGAAAAAUGAUUUAGAGAUUAAGUCGCUGACCCAGAAGGUCGAUGAGAUUAAGGGGUCGAAGAAGCCUACUCUGAAGAGGGUGAAAAAGUCUGCCGCCGACGCCUUGUCUGGAGCCGUGGCCGACACUGGCAAAAUGAAGGCUGACUUCACAUCCGGCCUCAAGAAAGUCAAGAAGGAAGAGGAGAAGAAAGAAGAGGUGACUGACUGGCGUAAGAAUGUGGAUGCCAUGUCUGGCAUGGAGGGCAGAAAGAAGCUGUUUGAUGCUGGAAAAUAA
Oncorhynchus masou masou (cherry salmon) is the source of this 552-nucleotide messenger RNA. RefSeq names its product troponin I, cardiac muscle-like. The transcript is spliced from 6 exons. Gene Ontology annotation, cellular component: troponin complex. Lineage: Eukaryota; Metazoa; Chordata; Actinopteri; Salmoniformes; Salmonidae. Gene Ontology annotation, biological process: cardiac muscle contraction; skeletal muscle contraction. The coding region runs from base 1 to 552 and encodes 183 amino acids. The record is from RefSeq and is a predicted model, not a curated record.